This is a messenger RNA of Neurospora tetraspora, 702 nucleotides long. RefSeq lists its product as uncharacterized. NCBI's taxonomy places the organism in Eukaryota, Fungi, Ascomycota, Sordariomycetes, Sordariales, Sordariaceae. The record is from RefSeq and is a predicted model, not a curated record. The transcript has 2 exons. The coding region runs from base 118 to 675 and encodes 185 amino acids.
CAAAUACAAGCCUACCUUCCGAGUGAAAACGUACCUUGCACACCCCGAGUGGCAACAUCAGAACAACCUCAACACAAACAUCACCAAGACAUCACCGUUCCUCCAUAUACCAUCAAGAUGUGCCACGGACACCCCGCCGGACACUCAUGCGGCCAUACUUCGCUGCACUGGCACUAUUGCCCAGCAGCCAAGAUCGACCUCAAUACGGGAUACCAAGAGCAAUGCAGCAACACGACCAUGGCCAAAGAACAGCCCUCAAACGCCGGUUGUCCCUUGCAGAACUGUGACUUCAAGAACACCAACGGCAACUGGACAUGCUGCCAAUGCGGCUCCCCAAACACAACCGGGUGGUGUGGCGGCAUGCUGCCGAGCCCGCGAUGGGAGAGAAAUGCCCUCACCAACGAGUGGCAGUACAUCCAGACCUGCGAUCACAUGUGCUGCAGGAACUGUCCCAGAGAGGCACCUGCUCCCGGCUCUACUUCCGAAAGCUCCAGAAAGAAGAGAAAGGAUGCCAGCAAGCGCGGUACCAGGGACCCCAGAGAUGGUGUGUCCAUGACCGCAGAGGAGGCCGGACAACCAACAUCUUACGACAUUGCGCUGGACUACAGCGGCAAGGAGAAGAAGCACAACAAGGAUAAGGAGUCGUCGUCAAAGUCGAGGUCCCGGAGGCACUAGCUUGUUGGAGUGUCCCGAGGAAGAAUG